AUGAACUAAAAUGCAAAUAUCCACACACCCACACCCGGGAGUUGUCCCUGCGGCCUAGUCAUGUGGUUACCUCUUUAUGGGGGGGCUAUACUCUGCGAGAGUAUUUCCCCAUCGUGGCCUCAGCCUCGCUGCGUUGCUGGUGUGCCCUGUUCUGCAGCCUACAGGAUCCUCUUCCCCCUCCGAUACAGAUGCACGUCAAGUGAUAAUAGCAGCCGAGUACCGACCGACCUUGGGACGUCGUUCGUCUGCACCCGCUGCAAUUCAUUUCAUCGUAUAGAUAAGUCAUCGGUAUUCGUUGUCGGGGUUGCCUAUGACCCACCCGGUCGAUUGAAAAAGUGCUGCACCCGCCAUCGUCGUCGACGCCCUGCACGUUGCGUCUCGCCGCCCUCUCAUACACGCAUCAGCAGGUCGUUGUGCACACUUUCCGCCGGCGCUGACACUUACCACCAACGCGUUUCCGUCUCCGUGGCGCAUGAAGCGUGACGCGCGACCCCUCUUUCUGCCCUUGCCAGAACUGUGCAAAGCUCCGCCACCCAACAUGCGCACGACCAAAAAGACACUCCUCAUCCAAGGGCUCCUCGCCUUGGCGCCGCUGCUGGCCGCGCCGCCGCCCGCGGCAGCCAGUCCGCAAUUCGCUCUGCCGGGCCUGGUCAGCCCACAGCAGCGACGUUGCGCUGCUGCACCUGCUGCCGCUGUGCUCUCGCUUGCGGCGCCACUGAGUGCGACGAGCUGCUCCGGUACAAACUCUAGUACUGCCAGCAAAGACAGCGAAGAUGAGAAUGAGGAGGCUGGCGACGGUGGUGAGGACGGCGAACCCCGCAGCGCUUCGCCUAGAUCCUUUGCGGCGACGACUACAACCUCCGCACACCAGCAAUCACGCCCGACGACCGCCGCGCUCGCCGCGCAGCUUUGUGCAGCCUUGCCUGCGCAGCUCUUCGCGCCUAGCGGAUCACAGCUCACUUUCAAGGAGGCCCCCGUUGCCACGUGGUACGAGGACGGUUCCAACCCCAGUCUCGAGCUGCUUGCCUCUACCUAUCCUGACGGCUGGAUCCCGCCCGGGACAGACGUGGCGUCGAUCCUCGACGGUGUCGGACCUGAUAUUGACAUCACCCGCGACUAUGGGUAUGGGCGACAGGGCCAAACGCAUGAGAGCAGGCUGAUCGCGGCCAACGGUCCAUUAGGCGGCUUGCCUGGGUUCUGUCGCGUCGCAGCGCGUAUCAUCACUUCUCCCUUGACGUCCGUCCUGACCGAGGUGUGGCUCCCAAUAGCCGACAGCACGGCGUACCCCAAGUCGCACAACACAGGACCAUCGCCCCACCAGAACCCGCCACAGCCUCUGGCGCCGGUAAACGCAUCAGACUACCCGACAGCCAGCACUCCUAUCGUCAUCGAUGUACCCACCACGCGCGACGCAGGCCACCUCAAGUCCGACUGGCAGCAGGAGUACGGCCAAGGCGCCGUGUACGACCAGAGCAAGGCGCAGGAGAAGUUCUUCUACGCCAAGGGCCCCUCCUACGUACUCGCCAGCAACGCAAACCGACUCGGCGACCCGCAGGAAGUGUCUGCCACCAGCGGCAUGGCCAGAGCGCGCAGGGACGAGGUAUUGCAGCAUUCCGACAACGGAAACGACCUGCAAACACGUGCUGGACGAGGAGACAAGGUACUCACUGGUGCACAAGUGUAUGGAAACGGCAUUUCAACCGCGUGGAACGGGCGGCUGCUGUUCAUCGCAAACGGAGGCCAGCGCGGCUUCGUCCCCUACCCAGACCUGAAGCAAAAUCUGAACCGGCACCGUUUCGUCGUCGUCGGCUCCAACUCUGGCCACUUCUCCACCACUGGUGGGGUCUCGUGGGUUAAUGGCAGCCAGUACGCCGACACUAUCCUCGACUGGGCUAGCCGCGCGACGCACGUCAGCAAGAUCCUUGGCGAAGAAGCCAUCGACGCAUUCUAUGGCUCUGAUGCAGGUGUCCGCGUCAAGCGGACCUCUUCCGCUGUGACUGCGGCAACGGCAAGCAACAAGCACGAUGGCAAGCAGCCCAAGGACUCAGCCCAGGUGAAACAGCACCACAAGGGAAUGGGCAAGCGCGUUCGCGCCUACUUUGCCGGUUGCUCGGUCGGCGGCAAGGCGGGCCUGAGCUCAGUUCAGGUGUACCCGGACGACUUUGACGGCGUGCUCGUCGGCUCUCCCGCCAACUACUUUAACCGCCUGAACGCCGGCCAGAUCCACACGCAGCGCUCGGGGCGCCCGCAGGUGGCGAUGGGCGGCUACUUCCGCAUCGGCAAGUACUGGUCUGCGAUCCACGCGACGGUGCUCAAGCAGUGCGACCACCUCGACGGCGUCCGCGACGGCGUCAUCGCCGAUGCGGAGCGCUGCAACGUCGACUUUGCCAAAGACCUGCUGUGCGGCAGCACUGCCAAUGACAGCCUGUACGCCAACGACACCAAGCACUGCCUCAACAGUACGCAGAUCGAAACCCUCAACGAGCUCUAUCGUCCCACCGUGCUCGAGGGAACUAAGGUAUACGAACGCUACCUGCCCGGCCUCGAGCGUUCGCCCGCCACCUUGACUGGUGCCGCUGCUAAGUCCAUCGACUGGUUCGAGCUCGCCAUCCUUCAGAAGCCCACUCUCGACCCCAAUUUUGACGGGUACAACAAUAUCACGCUUGCCGACGUACAGCUCGGCGAGCGCGAGAACCCCGGCGGAUCCAACGGCGACAACACCGACAUCUCCGCCUUCCUCGCCAAUCCGCGCCGCAAGCUGCUGCACACACACGGCAGCGCCGACCUGACCGUCUCGCCGCUGAUGAGCACAAAGUAUUACAAGGACGUGCAGCGCAACUCACGCUUGCCACGCGGCAGGAAGCUCUCAGAUAGCUACCGGCUCUUCAUGAUCCCCGGCAUGGGCCACUGCCGCGACGGUGACGGGCCAUGGCAUUUCGGCCACGUGACGCAGAACGACGCCGGCAACCGUCCGCUGCAGUUCGACACACGUCACGACAUCCUCCUCGCCCUCGUCGCGUGGACCGAGCAGGAGCUCGUGCCGGCGUACCAAGUCGGCGCAGCGUACGGCCUCCUUGGUGGCGUCACACCAGCGGAUCCAGACAACCCCCCCACCAAGACCGUAUCGGACGUGCCCACCUGGUUUUCCAGCUACGAGUACGGCGUCAGAUUCACACGCAAGCUCUGCCCGUACCCCCAGAAGGCCAGGCACCUGCACGGCCCUACCACUGGCAUCAAGUCCUAUCAGCACUUCUCCUGCGAGUAGGGCAUCCGAUAAAGGGUCGGCGCACCGUGCUUCGUAUGUGAUGGACAUUUUACUUGAAUUCGAUCUCUAUUUACUGUGCCUAGAUUGGAAUGCUACAUGUGCAAACCCUGCAGAAGGGUGAUACUUGAAAUGGACGGUGUAUUG
Tilletiaria anomala UBC 951 is the source of this 3409-nucleotide messenger RNA. RefSeq names its product tannase-domain-containing protein. NCBI's taxonomy places the organism in Eukaryota, Fungi, Basidiomycota, Exobasidiomycetes, Georgefischeriales, Tilletiariaceae. Bases 473 to 3265 code for a protein of 930 amino acids. The transcript has 5 exons. The record is from RefSeq and is a predicted model, not a curated record.